This is a messenger RNA of Sitophilus oryzae (rice weevil), 1855 nucleotides long. RefSeq lists its product as uncharacterized. The record is from RefSeq and is a predicted model, not a curated record. Gene Ontology annotation, molecular function: sequence-specific DNA binding. The transcript is spliced from 2 exons. NCBI's taxonomy places the organism in Eukaryota, Metazoa, Arthropoda, Insecta, Coleoptera, Curculionidae. The coding region runs from base 289 to 1368 and encodes 359 amino acids.
UAGAGGCCAGAUUCCUAUCUCUACCUAUCUACGAUAGUCGAGUCACCGCUUUCGCCGUUUCUCGCCGGACUGGUGCCAAUUCAGUGCGCGUGCACCUUAAUGCCGGGCAAACGCUCUUUACCGCGCCCUGCCGCUGUGACGUCACCCGCCGUCCUUCUGGUUGAGUGGAGCCAGACGCGUGUUUAUUUUACACAGUUUGCUUUUAAACGCUGUUGAAUCCGAGUCGAAAUUUUAGUUAUUUGUGUUAAUUAAGACAUAAUUAGUAAUUAGUGAUAUUUAUAAAUAGUAAUGGAUGAGCGAAAACAGUCGGGAAGUUCUAAAAAAUACUGCGUGGUUCCGCUUUGUAAAAAUACUACUUAUACUACGCCAGACAAACUAUUCUUUAGUGUACCAAAGAAUGAUGCUAUAAGAAAAAAAUGGUGCAAGGCCAUGAGAAGAGAUGAAAAGAAAAACGUGAAAUUAUCCUCUAUUUCUACGAUUUAUUGUUGUGAAGAUCAUUUUGAUCUAGCAGAAGAUCUUGAAAAUUAUUGGCAAUUUACGCUAAUGAAAAACGUUCGCCCAAGAUUGAAGAAAGGUGUUGUUCCUAGAUUGUUCACCUGCCAGGAAUUGAUAACGAGUGCUACGGUUGCACGACCUGAUGCACGAAAGAGAAGAAAAAAUCAUAUAGUCGUAGAGGCUCUAAGUGGAUAUGAAACACGCCCUUUGGAAUCAGCGGCUAGUUCCUCCUCUUUAGAGCAUGUACAAUCUGGCAUGACAGAAGAACGAGAAAUGAAAAUAAUGAUCAAGCAAGAGCCAGUAAUAUCUCAUAUAAAAAUAGAAACAACAGAAGCUUGUAUCUCAGAAUCGGCGGCUAGUUUCCAUGCUAUAGAACAUGUACAAUGUGAUAUGUUAGAAGAGCCAGAAAGUAAAGUGCUGAUCAAGAAUGAGCUAGAAAUAUCUCCUAUUAAAAUAGAAACAGCAGAAGCCUGUAUCUCAGAAUCAGAGACUAGUUCCUACUCUUUAGAGCAUGUACAUUUUGACAUGUUAGAAGAGCCAGAAAAUGAAGUACUAAUUAAGACUGAGGCAGUAAUAUUUCCUAUAAAAAUAGAAACAACAGAACCUAGGAUUUCGGAAUCAAUGGCUAGUACUUCCGAUUUAGAGCCUGUAGAAUCUGACAUGAUAGAAGCGUCAGAAAUUAAAGCGUUGAGCAAAACUGAGGCAGAAAUAUCUCCUAUGGAGACAGAAACCGGCGAAGCUAGCAUUUCUACGAAUAAAAUAAACUUUAGUCAGUCCGUGUGCAGUUCAAUUAAAGAAGAAAAUAUAUCUACAGAGAUUGAUGAAAGCUAUACCGGCACUGACUGGGGUUAUUACUUUGGAGAAGGGUCGUAAUAUAUUUUUUUGGGAUUAGGUAUCGCUAGCACGAUCGAUGUGAAUCUGUUUUUGACAAAGGAACAUUCGUAAAAAUUAGCAGAAGUUAUCGUGGAGCCAUUUUUUUUCAAAAUAAGUUUUUGAUAUCUCAAAUGGCCUCUUCCAACAUUUAUCUGUAAAUAUAGCAGAAUAUUUACAAAAACGAUACCAAUAUAUUGUUUGACCUACUAUACAGAUUGAAUUAAGUCUUAUAUGACGAUUCCGUGAUGGUCGAGCAACUGAUUUAAGCAUUACAGAAGCAUCAUUAUUAGAAGGAUGUAAAUUAAUACGACCACCUUCAGUUACCUCAAAACGGUUAAGGCUGCAAGAAUUCAUUAUGUUACAACCUCAUUCAUAAUCUUGUACCAGUAACAUACAGCGACUAUAUCGUCGGUGAAAUGUGAUAAACUGCUAACUCCAUUAUUCCUAAUUUUACAGGAGAGCAAAAAAACGGUACAAAAAAAAUAUG